AUUGAGAGACAGGUUGUUUACAAAUGGCUGCCACAUAGAGCACAUGAUAUAUGAUUGAGAAGACAUAUACAACAGCAUUUACUUGAUUGGCUGCAAUCUGCAAGAAGCAGGAUGGGUGUUCAUGAUUUUGAAGCCAUGUUUGAUACAGUAGAUCUCACCAGGAAAGGAGUUGUCACAGCUGAACAACUACAUGAGUUCUGUGAAAAUCUCUAUUACACACCCAUCUGUAUACAACACAUAGAGGGAGCUAUCAAAGUGGUGUGUGGCUCAUCAGGCAUGGUGACACGCCAAGAGUUCCUUGAUGUUCUGACCGAGGUCGAGAGACGAAGAGCCACAGAAGAGGAGGCAUACUGGGAUUUUCAGGGUCUUGACUACACUGGGAGAAAUAGGAUCACUCCCAGUGAUACACUGCUGUUGUUUAAAGAAAUUCAUGGCGAGAAGUUUUCACUAGCGACGUGGCACCGAUUUCUCAGUUCUCGAGAAUACCCUGAAGCAGACGUAUUUUUUGAUGAAGUACGGUUCUGGUUAUGUGACUUACCCGUAGGGUCAGCAUGCUCGGACAAAGACUUAAAAGAAGAAGAGAACAAAAUGUUAAUGCAACAAAUGCAGUUUGAAACAGAUGUGUACAGAGAUAUGCAGGACUCUCUGGAGGAUGAUGACAGCCGGUUGAAAGAGCAAGAAGAACAUGUAGAACAUCAAAUGUCUAAUGCUAGACGGAAAUUAAACAAAUGGAACCAUCAAGGUUUAGAGGCUAUGUUAUUUGAUGAUGGCCUUGACAUUGAUGAAAGCAAGAUCAAAGGCAAACCAAAAGGUCAGGUGAAUAUGAGUGACCUUAAUGAACUGCUUGAGAUGAAAUAUGAGGCUCUGAAAGAGAAGCUGAUGAUGGAGAUGGCGAAACAAGCAGCUGCUGUUGAAGAGGAGAUACCAGAAGUACUUCAGCAGAUACAGAGACAGGUGAAAAUCCUGAUCAGAGAUGGCUCCUCAUAUACAGGUACAGUCCCUGGUGGCAGCUAUCAUAUGUUGGCUUCCUUGGCUGGACUGAUGGGAGAAUUACGUCUGCAUGAUAGGGAACAUCGACGACAGAUUGACGAGAUGAAGGUCAGGCUAAUGGAGAAAGGGAAAUCAGCAAGAGAUAUUGCAACUGCUGUACAGGAUAGAUAUGAACAGAUUAUUUCUGGUGAUUCACUGUGCUCAGGUCUCAUGCUGCAGUUGCAUAGACGACAUCGCCAGGAACGAGAAGCCCUUCUCUCCACUCUUAAAAUAGACAUGGGAAACCCCCUGAAUCAGUCAAUGAUAAUAGAAUAUGCAAGGUUAAUGAGACAGAUCCUCCUGAUGGAACAAGAAGCAGGAUUCGUAUCCGUGGCAACCACUGUAGGGUUGGCAGAACGUGCCAUGGAGCCCAGAAUCGACAGGUCAGACUGGGAUAGAAGUAGAACAGAACGUCUUGCUCAGCUUCGUAUUCAAGAAAGAGUGGGAAAGUCACAGCUGAAAACUCCACAAGAUAUUCCCGACAGGAGCUUCCUGCAGAAACUACAGAUUGUUGAUCUACAAGUCGAGCUGGUCAGAGAAAUGACGAAAAAACAUUUCUAUGAAAGGGAGGCCCUUAUAUUCAUGAUGCAAGGAAGGGAGGCUAAAGACGGCAUUGACAAGGCAAGAAAGAUGAAAGCAGACGACAGGAAGCACCAACUCAAAGUGCUUCAGAGUCAGCACCAAAACUGGAAGAGCAAUCCAAGGGCAGAUAAAACUGUGCUGAGGGGAAUUCUUAUGCAAUCAAUGUGUCUGAGGUAUGAAGAGCGGAAAAAUGACUUAGAGAGUAGUGGAAGUGAAAAUGUUUCUGAUGAGGAAAUGCGUGAAGUUUUACUUGCAGAUUUACAACAACGUCAAGGCUUGGAUUUUGAAGUUACACUACAGGAACUACAGAUAAUGAGCCAAGAUCAGAUGAUAAAGGUAUUUGGUAAGCAGUGUACAGCUAGGAUUGAGGAACACUAUGACAAUAUUGCCAUAGUCAUGCUUGGAACACUCGAUGUCACGGAAGAGGACGAGGAAUAUAUCAAGGCAUUGGAAAGCAAGUAUGAGAGACUGAGGAAGACGAUGUUAUUGAUGUCAUUGAAAGACCAGAUGGAUUGGAGAAGCCUUUCCAAAGAAGAGAAACAAGCUGCAAUGAAAGACAUUAUUAAACAAGAGAAACUCUUCAGAAGUGAAGGAAAAAUGUUAGAUAUGGAGACACUUCUUGGCCCUAAAGCUAAAGCUAAGAUAUUGCCAGCUUUGCGUACAUUGAUUGGUGAAGAUAAAGCAGAGUAUCGGAGGAGAAAGCAACAACAGAAACAUGAUGAAGACCCCAUUGACAAUAAUAAAAUUGUCAACUUGCUUGCUGAUCUGGUACCUCGCUUUGAUAAUGAACAGGAAUAUCUGUUGUCAUGGUUACAUUCUCCUGAAGCCAAGAGUUUAAGUCUGAGAAUGAAGAGAAUGAGAAUUGUUGAGAUUAAGAUUGAAGCAUACAGAGUAGAAGUUGAGGAAGAUUUUGAGACAGCCACACUAAGUAUAGGCUUAAUGGAGAGAGUAAAAGAUACACUCACACUGAGACAUGAAAGUGAUAUAGACAGACAGAGACAGUUGUCAAGGAAACGUGUACAGCAGCGACGACUGCGUCUGCAGCAGCAUGAAGAAUAUACCAAAGAACCAGAGGUCGCCAAGGACAAAAUUCCAGCUUCUGGUGAUAUUACGGGACUGCAAGUUGUUUAUUUACGGGAGAUGUUAAAGCGGCACAGUGAUGAAAGGGAGGUAAUUCUGAACCACCUUCAGGACGAGAGUUUAGAUGACUUGGUAGAGGCGGCGACAACAAUGUCGGAGGAUGAGAGGCAGAGAAGACUGAUUGAACUGCAAGGAAAGAGGCAAAACUUGAAUCUCACAAAUCCAGAUGACAAAGAAGAGCAUGUGAAUAUCUUGGAGGAGGCGGCGGCUCUGAGAGCAGUCAGUGUGAAAGAGCAGCUUGCACAAGCAGGAAACACAAACAAUAUGGAGGCCAUUGCUGUAGUUCUGCUGGCAGAGCUACAAGAGGAACAAGAUAGAGAAGUGGCCAUGACCUUGGAACAGAUUGAGGAUAUGAAUGAGGAAGAUAUCCGUACUUGCCUCAGUAGGGAAAUCAACAAUCGUAGACUUGGUAACGCAUGGAAUGUCAUUGCUGUUUUCACAAGAUACCAAGGGGAGGCCACUGAUGACCUAUUGCUUAAGGCACUAGAAAACAAGUACACAGUUUUACGACAAAAACUAUUGGUUGACUGCAUAAGAAUAAGAAUGGGAACUGACCAAUGGGAGGAGCUGUCUCAGAAUGAAAAACAACAGAAGGUCAUGACCCUUGAUGCUCAGGCAGUGGAACAAAUUAAGAUUGGUCAGAUUAUGCCAUCACUGCUGGGAGAAGGAUUUCAUCUUCAAGAAACUGUCACACAGAUUAUUGGUGUAUGUCAACAUGUGUUCAGAAACAAGGUCAAAGGUCAACAUGUGCUAGGGAACCAGAGUAACUUCAGUAUGGAGGAAGACACUGGAGCAGUUAGUAAGAAAGGACAACCAGAUAAUCCUCUGAGAGAGUUGUAUUCGAGGUUAGAGGAAGAAAGGAAUGCUCUCAACAGGCAGUUGAAAGGACAAUCAGAAGAUCAUUUCAGUGAGAGUGAGCGUCUCGCACAGUUAGCACGUUACCAUAGAGAGGCUCUCUUAGCCAGCCAGGAAGAGGCAUUUGUUACCGUAGCAACAAUGGUUGGCCUCAUGGAAAGACAGCAAGAAGAAAUCAAGUUCAGACUGGUUAAAGAUGCUGAGAGAUAUUUGAAGCUUUCCAAGAAAACCAUUUUAGAUGUACAGAAAGGAAAACAGUCCAGUCUGGAAACAGAGGCACCACAGACUAGAUCUGCCAUUCAACAUGUGGACCAUAUUUUGACUCUACUUGAAACAAAGCAUAUCAAGGAGCGGGAACUAUUUUGUCGUCUGCUAUGGAACACAGAUAAAUUUAGCGAUGCUAAAGAACAAGCAGCCAUGUCUACUCCUCAGGAAAGAGUGAACAAAAUGAAUGAACUCAGAGAUACCAGGGCUAAAACAGUGCGAGGUCGCAGAAGUGAGAAUCUGGAAGUACUAACAGAGGCUACAGUAUAUAAGAAGGAGGGAUGUAGAUUGAGACUUUCCGAGGAAAUAGACGAGGUUACAGAGGAGAGAGUCUGCUGUACACUGAUGGCACUCUUGCUGGAGUAUCAGAACUGUGAGGCAGAAAGACUUAUCAAAACUCUAGCAGCAAAGAAUGAUGAUGGAAUUCAGACAGAGGAAAAGAGGAUUCUAGAAGAAACAAAAUCCAAUAUGGCUGACAAUAUUGCACUAGUAGUGCUCUCCCCUGAUCCAACAGAUGGCACCACAGAUGAUGAAGUCAUUGAUGCUCUGAAGGGGAAAUACGAUGUCUUAAAGGAUAAACUGCUUGCAGAGGCCCUAAUGAAAGAGCUGGGAGAAGCAGAAUGGAAUCGUUUAUCAGAUAAAGAGAGACAAAGAAAGAUUUUUCAGCUAAAGAAGAAAGAGAGACAAUUACGUAAAGCUGGAAAAAUAGAUGAAGCAAAUGCAUUGAUUGCUGAGCUGUUACAAGACCAGGAAAAUUUACGUAAGUUGAUGGGUGAUACUGUACAAGACCAGAGACAGAAACUCCAGGACAGACUCAAACGGAGAAAAGAAAGACUUGCGCAAGGAAUGUCAGAAGAAGAAGUGGAUGAAUUAGAAAGACAAGAGAUAGAGGCUGAGGAAGAGGAAGAGAAGAAGAAAAGACGAAAUAUUCUAGAAGAUCUGGAAUACAGAUUUGAAAAGGAAAAGGAAGAACUUCUACGCAGACUGGGUGAGGCAGAUAAUGAGUUUGACCGAGAACGAGAGAGACAGGCAAAUCUAGCACGCCUCAAGAGGGAUCAAAGACUGGCAGAGAAAGAAGGAAACUUUGAUGGAGCUGCUCUCAUUCUUGGGCUUGCGGAGAAGAGAGAUAGGGAUGCUCGUCUUGCAAAGGAGGAAGAGAGACUGAGACAAGAGAAGCUUGCACGUGAAAGGUUAGAGGCAGCAAGAAAUCGUAAGAAGGAAGGUAAGGAGGAGGAAGAGGACACUGAUAUAGGUCCUGUUGAUACAGAGGAUCCCGCCUCACUACAGGAAGCUAUUGCACAUGAUAUGGAUAGGAGACAUAGACAGGAGCGCAGCAUCUUUAUGAAGUUGAUGGAGGAGAGUGUAGACAGCAAGCAGAGAACAGUUGCCAAGGAGAUGAGCGAUGAUGAACGAGGGGACAGGAUAUUUGAAAUUAAUGAACUGUACAAAAAUUGGAAAAAUUCAGAUGACAAGGAUCUCAAAGAACAGAUGGAGCUUUUGAAGGAUGCAAUCAGUGUGAUGUUAGAGAUAAUACGAUGUGAAUCUGAAGCAAAAGGUCAGAUUGUUACAGAUGACGACCUUCAGGUUAAAUUGUUAGCUGACCUUCAGGAGCAGCAGAGACAUGAAGCCCAAAGAUUGUUGAAUGACCUUCAAGAUAAGGAUCUGAAAGGUUUACAGCAACUUCAUAGGGCUGUAACUAUGCUGAACAAAGACAGUUCCUGUGACAACAUUGCUGCUGUGUUGCUAGGAGACAGGUCAAGGUCAGAAGAUGAAAGUGAAGAGGAAGAGGAAUCAGGGGAGACAACUGAUGCAAGUGUAGUUAAAGCUCUUGAGGAGAAAUACGAUGCUAUGAAGGACAAAUUGCUUAUGGAGGCAUUGAUAAAGGAACAUGGGGAAGCAGAAUGGAACAGAAUGUCAGAGAAACAGAGACAGAAAAAAUUGAUUGACUUGAAACUGAAGGAAAGACAGCUUCGGCGAGAAGGCAAGAUGGAUGAAAUUGCUAAUAUCAUUGGAAGCCAUCUUGAAAAUGAAAAAUUGUUGGAUGACUUCCUUGUGGAAAAUGAGCAGCAACAGAGAGAGAGACUUGAAGCGAGAAUGAAAAGACGUAAACAGCUGAAAGCCGAGAGAGAGGCUGAGGGUCUUGCAGCAGACGAUGCAACAGUCAAUGCGAUUGUAGAAGAGGAGGAGGCAGCUGAAAUGAGGCAGAAAAGGAGGAACAUUCUAGAAGAUCUGCAGAAGAAUUUUGAUGAUGAGAAAGCAAAGUUACUGAAAACAUUAUCACACCAGAAGGACAAGUCAUCUCGAGAACGUCAUCGCCAGAUUGAGCUGGCCAAGUUGAAGAGAGAUGAGCGUAGAAUGAAGAAAGGAGAGAAGUUAAAUGAGAUUGUGAUGAUUAUACAUAGCUCUAAGGAGGAGGAGAGAAGACGUGAAAAGGGGAUUACAGCAGAACGUGAAAGACAGAGAAACGUGGCAAAAGAAAGACUGGAAGCCAGAAAACAGAAGAAACAACAGAAACAAACAAAGAAGGAAGAUGAAGAGAUAUCAGCUCUAGAGGAUGUUGUCAAAGAUUCUGAAGAGCGGAAUAUACAUGAAGCAUUGUUUACUACAUUAGAAGACAAACAUUAUGAGGAGACGGAUAUGUUGAUGGCAAUUCUGGAACUAGCAAAGUCUGACAAGAGGGCUGAUGGAAAGCCUGAUGAGGAAUUGAAAUCACAGUUAACAAAGCUGGAGCAGGAGCAUUUGAAAUGGAGGAAGAGAUCGGUGCAACAAGUGUCAGAGUUAAACGAGGAAAAUUUAACAGCCGAGCAGAGUCAGAAACACAUGUCUGAUGUAGCAAAGAACAGAUCUGACCAGCUCAAAAUUCUUACUGAUGCUUUAGUAUAUAGAUUAGAAGUGGAGAGACGUCUGCUUCAGCAGCAUAGAUCUGACCUAAGUUUUGAGGCACAGGAAGAGGAAGUGGAGGUUGCCUUGGUAACUGAUCUACAGGAGAAACAAACAGCAGAGGGUAGAGCUUUACAGAGACUGUUAGAUGACCAGAAUGAUAAAGUUCUGAAAGAUGUGCGUAAAGGUCAGCAUGUGGCAUGUAGAGAGGGUUGGUUUGACAAUCUGACACGUACAGUGUUCCACGUGUCACACUCUCUCACUGCGUCAGAAGAAGAAGAUGAUAUAAAUGAGAAAUACAAUAAUGCUGUUGCUGAACUGGAGCAAGGUUUGGAGCAGGAGAUACAGAAUGCUAUACAGAAAGCGCAAGAGAAAGGGGAGGAAUUUGACAUGGAGGCAAUCAGAAGAGAAAUAAUGCGUCAGUUUGACGAACAAAAACAGCGAUUAUUGGCAGAGAAGGAGGCUCAGAAAGCUGCAGUGCUACGCAAACUUGAAGCUCACAGGAUGUCACGUGAGCAACAUGACUAUGAGGAUCUGGCAGCAAGGCAACUGCUCAAACAAGCGGAAGAUCAGAUGAAACAGUUAGAGGCUUCUGUGGCUGAGGAGAAAGGAAAACAAUCUAACAUGUUACAACAUAAACUGAGAGAAAGACGGGAUGCUAGGAAGGAGGCAAAGACAAUGAGAGAAGAGUUAGACAGGGAGAGCACUCUGGAUAUGUAUGAUGACAGAAGAGCACCCAGUCAGAGGAGCAGCAAUGACACUCCAUUGCCACCAUUUGGUGGAAUGCGGCGAGAGAAGACUGUUGUAGAUGUGGACAUCACGGAGGACCAGAAACAAGCUUUCCUCGCACAGAUGACACAGCAACAGAGAAACCUCCAGAACAAAAUCUCAGCACAACAGAAGAAACAGGAGGAAAUGUUGAGGCGAAGACUGGAAGCCAGGCAAGGGAAACAAAAAGAGGAGGCUGCAGAGGUGCUCAGUCUGGGGCAUAGACAGAAAACCAUUCUGAUGAAAUCACAGCAGGAUGAGAAGGAGAGACAGUUAACAAAGAUGAAAGAGAAGGUUGCCAAGCAACGGGAGAAGAGGGUACCAUCACCUGGAUUCUCUAAGUUACAGCCAAUAGCAGAGGAUUAGUUUUAGAAGUACUAAAACACACAAGGGGAAGUAAAGAAGAGGAAAACAGAUGAACUCUUUAUGUUGUUAGCAAGAUAAUGUUUUACUAGAAUAACAAAAAUAACUGAAAAUCCAAAAAUUGAACAAGGUCAGACUUGAAAAAUAUUGGAAAUGUGGAACAUGACUUGAUUAACUCAGCAGACAGAUGGACAGACAGAUGUGUAGGACAAUCAUUACGAUCAAGAUAAUCAAAAUUUGUUGUUGUUGUUGUUGCUAAUUAUUAAGUUAUUAACUAUAUGUAGAGACUGACUUUUUUCAAUAAAUCAUGUCUUGAUCUAGUAAUAGAUAAUCCCAUUAUAAAGAGAUAUUCUAUAGAUCUUUUUUUAUUUUUUUGUUGUGUCUUUUUCUUGUAUUAAUUAUCUAGUUAUUGACAAUGAGAUUCUAUCGGCACAGGCUAUCAACUAAUUAAUAGAUCGGAUUUCCAGCCAAACGUGUCCUGGUUUAUAUAAACUGUAACACAAAGUAAACCAGCAUUGAUUAAUUAAUCAGUAAAUUAGUUACUUGAUCAAACAAUAGUACAAGAGUCUUUAUCUGGUUGGAUAUCUUGACAUUAUUUACUAAUCAAUGGCUAACACUAUAGGUAUCGCACAGUAAUAAGGCACUUUGAAAUGUAAACAAACAAAACAAUAGCAUAAAUCUAAAUCAAUACACUACGUUUAUGAUGCAAACAGUAAUUCCUCGUUGACCGAGCAGUAACGGUAUUGGUGUUGUACGUUUUCAUCGGGAGUUUGAUUCCCAGACCCAUAAAACAUUUAUUUUUAAAACUGUAUUUAAUUUAUUUAUUUUUUCAGUACGAUUCAACGAAAACAACAAGAGUUGGUUAAUCUAGUACUAACUUGUUCACUAACUUAUAUAUGUCACGGUUAACACGUAAUUAUGUUUAAAUACGCAUCAUCUUUAAUAUGAUCUAAUGUUUUUGAAGCUUUAGCGAAUGAAUUAGAAACUAGAGAAAAACAAACUUACACAAAGUAUGUAAAUUAAAAUGCAAAAUGAAAAAAAUAUUGGACGGAUGCAUGGUUCGAACCAUCAAAACUAUCGCUACAAAAUGAUUACAAGUCAAUCCACUCAACCUACUGCGCCGUCAAGGCAACUAUUCAACUUAUUAUGUCCCCCACCACACAGUGGUGUGGGAGACAUAUUGAUUUACUCCUCUGUAUGUGUGUGUCUGUGUGUCAGUCUGUCACAAAUUUUAUCCGCACUCUAAAUCAAAAAUUUCUCAUCUGAUCUUCACUAAACUUGAACAAAAUGUGUUUGCCAAUAAGUCCUCGGCCAAGUUCGAUAACUAGCCAAAUCGGCCUAGGCACUUGGGAAUUAUGGCCCUUGAAACUUGUUUUUGAUAAUCAAAGCACUGAAAGUCUGAUAAGGCAGUUGAGGUCUUGGUGCAUGGUUGACUCAUAUUCUACUAUUCAGAUGAUUAGGCAGUUGUGGGAGACAUGCGCUUUUCUCAAAAGCAGCUCUAGUUCCUAUACCAGAUUCUUUUGUUUUAAAAGAGAGUGCUAAGUACUGAUUGUUUAUUUACAUGUUGCUAAAAAUAAAAACGCUGUAAUACUGUGCGGUACUUAUACAUGUGAAUACAAGUAAGAGAUACAAAUAAAUCCCAAAUACACAUACAUACACAAUACAAGUAAGAUUUUGGGAACCAUUUUUUCCACUUAGUAACUGUGAAUGAAAAUAUAAUUGCAGCAUAUCAGAGAAAAGGCCUUUUUUCUUUCUAUACUAAUACAAAGUCUAUAUUAUGUAUAAAGUAAGGAAUAUAUAUAAUUGUUCUAUUUUCUUUAUCUUUCACACUAUUAUAUUUUUUAAGUGUCUUUCGGACUCCAUUCUUUCCACAAAAAUCAAUCUUUAUGAGGCCUGACUUUUACUGUCAUUGCUUGAUGAGAUGUAUCUGUACUCAGUAUUUUAAUAAUAUGUGAUAAAACAUAUUUAAUAUAAAAAGUUGUUUAUCCAGAUUUUAUCAUUUACAGUUACAGAUAUUGCCUAUUUCAUGACAAUUCGAAAUCAGUUUCUCAAUUUUUAGCUCGACUAUUCGAAGAAUAGUAGAGCUAUUGGACCCAACCAUGCGUCUGCGUCGGCGUCCCGAUUUGGUUGUUUUUGUAUGUAAGCUGGUAUCUCAGUAACCACUUGUGGGAAUGGAUUGAAACUUCACACACUUGAUCACUGUCAUGAUUUGACAUGCAGUGCAAAGAUUCAGUCACUCUACUUUGCAUUUUUACAAAAUUAUGCCCCUUUUUCAACUUAGCACUUUUUGGUUAAAUUCUUAUAUGUAAGCUGGUGUCUCGGUACCCACAAAUGGGAAUGGAUUGAAACUUUACACACUUGUCCACUGUCAUGAGUUGAUAAGCACUGUGCAGGUUCCAUAACCCUGUUUCCCAUUUUUAGCCCACCAUCAUCAGAUGGUGGGCUAUUAAAAUCACUCUGCGUCCGUGGUCCGUCCGUCAUUCCGUCUGUCCGUUAACAAUUUCUCGUUAUCGCAUCUCCUCAGAAACUACUGGGGGGAUUUUGACCAAACUUUGUCAGAAUGAUGUAUUGGUACCCUAGUUGUGUCCCCCUGAAAAUCAGACUGGUUCAACAAUUUAUGAGUGAGUUAUGGCACUUUGUUUAUUUCUAUAUUUUACAUAGAUUUAUAUAGGGAAAAACUUUGAAAACCUUCUUAUCCAAAACCACAGAGCCUAGGGCUUUGAUAUUUGGUUUGAAGCAUCAUCUAGUGGUCCUCUACCAAGAUGAUUCAAAUUAUUUCUCUUGGGUCAAAUAUGGCCCCGCCCUGGGGGUCACAUAGUUUAUAAUGACUUAUAUAGGGAAAAACUUUGAAUAACCCCUUGUCCAAAACCACAGGGCCUAGGGCUUUGAUAUUUUGUAUGUGACAUCAUCUAGUGGUCUUCAACAUAGAUUGUUCAUAUUAUACCCCUAGGGUCAAAUAUGGCCCCGACCUGGGGGUCAUAUGGUUUACAUAGACUUACAUUGGUUAAGGUUUUGUAUGUAAGCUGGUAACUCAGUAACCACUUGUGGGAAUGGAUUGAAACUUCACACACUUAUUCACUGUGAUAAACUGACUUACAUUGCACAGAUUCCAUAACUCUAUUUUGCUUUUUUACAUAAUUAUGCCCCUUUUUCGACUUAGAAAUGUUUGGUUAAGGUUUUGUAUUUAAGCUGGUAUCUCAGUACCCACUAAUAGGAAUGGAUUGAAACUUCACACACUUGUUCACUGUCAUGAUCUGACAUGCACUGUGCAGGUCCCAUAACUCUACUUUGCUUUUUUUUUUAAAUUAUGCCCCUUUUUCGACUUAGCAGUUUUUGGUUAAGUUGUUGUAUGUAAGCUGGUAUCUCAGUAUCCACUAAUUGGAAUAAAUUGAAACUUCACAUACUUGUUCACUGUAUUGAUCUGACAUGCACUGUGCAGGUCCCAUAACUCUACUUUGCAUUUUUUCAAAAUAUGCCCCUUUUUCGACUUCGCAGUUUUUGGUUAAUUUUUGUAUGUAAGCUGGUAUCUCAGUAUCCACUAAUGGGAAAGGAUUGAAACUUCACACACUUGAUCACUGUCAUGAUUUGACAUGCAGUGCAAAGAUUCAGUCACUCUACUUUGCAUUUUUACAAAAUUAUGCCCCUUUUUCAACUUAGCACUUUUUGGUUAAAUUCUUAUAUGUAAGCUGGUGUCUCGGUACCCACAAAUGGGAAUGGAUUGAAACUUUACACACUUGUCCACUGUCAUGAGCUGAUAAGCACUGUGCAGGUUCCAUAACCCUGUUUCCCAUUUUUAGCCCACCAUCAUCAGAUGGUGGGCUAUUAAAAUCACUCUGCGUCCGUGGUCCGUCCGUCAUUCCGUCCGUCCGUUAACGAUUUCUCGUUAUCGCAUCUCCUCAGAAACUACUGGGGGGAUUUUGACCAAACUUUGUCAGAAUGAUGUAUUGGUACCCUAGUUGUGUCCCCCUGAAAAUCAGACUGGUUCAACAAUUUAUGAGUGAGUUAUGGCACUUUGUUUAUUUCUAUAUUUUACAUAGAUUUAUAUAGGGAAAAACUUUGAAAACCUUCUUAUCCAAAACCACAGAGCCUAGGGCUUUGAUAUUUGGUUUGAAGCAUCAUCUAGUGGUCCUCUACCAAGAUGAUUCAAAUUAUUUCUCUGGGGUCAAAUAUGGCCCCGCCCUGGGGGUCACAUAGUUUAUAAUGACUUAUAUAGGGAAAAACUUUGAAUAACCCCUUGUCCAUAACCACAGGGCCUAGGGCUUUGAUAUUUUGUAUGUGACAUCAUCUAGUGGUCUUCAACAUAGAUUGUUCACAUUAUACCCCUAGGGUCAAAUAUGGCCCCGCCCUGGGGGUCAUAUGGUUUACAUAGACUUACAUUAGGAAAAACUUUGAAAAUCUUCUUGUCCAAACCACAAAGCCUAAGGCUUUGAAACUUGUAAUGUAGCAUCAUCUAGUGGUUCUCUACCAAGUUUGUUCAAAUUAUCGCCCUAGGGUCAAAAAUGGCCCCGCCCCGGGGGUCAAAUAGUUCAUAUAGACUUAUAUAGGGAAAAGCUUUUAAAAUGUUCUUGUCAAUAACUAAAACAUUCAAAUUUGGACCACAUGUAUAUUUUUGAGUGGCAAGAUGAACCUUGACACGAGUUGACCUUGAUUUUGACCUAGUGACCUACUUUAACAUUUUUAAGGUACAGGCUUCAAAUUUGGACCACAUGCAUAGUUUUGUAUUCCAAAAUAAAAUUUGACCAUGAUUUUGACCUAGUGACCUACUUUUACAUUUCCCAAGCUACAGCCUUCAAAUUUGGACCACUUGCAUAAUUUUGUGUACCAAAAUGAACUUUGACCUUUACAUUGACCUAGUGACCUACUUUCACAUUUUUAAGGUACAGGCUUCAAAUUUGGACCACAUGCAUAGUUUUGUAUUCUGAAAUAAAAUUUGACCUUGAUUUUGACCUAGUGACCUACUUUUACAUUUCUCAAGCUACAGCCUUCAAAUUUGGACUACUUGCAUAGUUUUGUGUACCGAAAUGAACUUUGACCUUUACAUUGACCUAGUGACCUACUUUCACAUUUUUAAGGUACAGGCUUCAAAUUUGGAUUACAUGCAUAGUUUUGUAUUCUGAAAUAAAAUUUGACCUUGAUUUUGACCUAUUGACCAACUUACCUACUUUUACAUUUCUCAAGCUAUAGCCUUCAAAUUUGGACCACAUGCAUAGUUUUGUGUACCGAAAUGAGCUUUGACCUUUACAUUGACCUAGUGACCUACUUUCACAUUUUUGAAGGUACAGGCUUCAAAUUUGGACCACAUGCAUAGUUUUGUAUUCCGAAAUAGAAUUUGACCUCGAUUUUGACCUAGUGACCUACUUUUACAUUUCUCAAGCUACAGCCUUCAAAUUUGGACCACUUGCAUAGUUUUGUGUACCGAAAUGAGCUUUGACCUUAAGAUUGACCUAGUGACCUACUUUCACAUUUCUGUAGCUACAGGCUUCAAAUUUAGACCACAUGCAUAGGAUUGUGUACUGAAACAAACUUUGACCUUGACAUUGACCUGGUGACCUACUUUCACAUUUCUCAAGCUACGGCUUUUGAAUUUGGACCACAUGCACAGUGUUGUGUACGGAAAUGAAAUUUGACCUUGAGGUAGUCAAUAAGUCUUGAAAUUUGGAACACUCAAAAAUGGCACAUUGGUGGGCGCCAAGAUCACUCUGUGAUCUCUUGUUACAAAAUAAUGCCCCUUUUUCGACUUUUGUAUUCAGUCAGUUGACUAGGCUGUUGAAUAGUCAAGCAUUGCUGUCCUCCACAGCUCUUGUUUACUUUGAAAAAAUAAAAUCUGUACUAUAAAUGACAUGUUUUAUGAAAGCUUACAAGACAGUUACAAUAAAAAAAAUCUGCUAUGACAUUUUUUACAUGCAAAUUAUGUAAAUAUUGAUAGAUAUUGUAUUGUUACUGUCAUUUUUUGUGUUUAAACAACGAAAUUGAUUGGGCUGACAUUUUUUUGUAUAUAUUACAUUUGUUACUGACUUUGUGCAUCUUGCAAAGGUCCUGCAAUAUAGUUUUCUAUGCAAUUUGAGGAUUUAUUUAUUUGCAAUAUUUUCCAGUGUUUUUAAUUUUCAGACUGUUCCUUUAAGGAACUUCAGGUGUACAUUAUGAAACACCUUUUAUGGCAUUUAUUUUCAAAGUUAACAGGGAAAACUGAUGUCAGUUUUGCAUUCUAGCAUUGGUCGGUCAAAUAUUCUGAAGAUUUUGUUCGGAUGAUCAGUUCAUUAUACAUGUAAUUGCUUAUUGCCCACCGUUCUCACUUAUCUUUGAAAUUAGCACUGAAAAGUGAAAGAUCAACAUAUGUCUUUAAAAAUGUAUCUUCCUUAGAAUUCACCAUAUCACUGUUUUACUUUUUAUUUACAAAUACUUCUGAUUCUCUUUUACAAAAAUUGGGAUGGAUGCCCAAUUUAAGUCCUUCAAAAUUGAUUUAUUGUAAAUCUAAAGCAAGGCUUUUAUUUAUGAAAAAAAAAAGCAUCUUUCUACAGUGUCCGUCCAAUACAACCUUACAUAAUUAUUUGCAUUUUGAAUAUUGUUGAUAAGAUAUAUGGUGAGUAUACUGUUGUUAUGUGACUUUUAUGUUGUGUUAAUAUUUGAUACAGCACUGUGAUACAGAGUAUUUGCUCUUUCUUUAAUUUUCUUUUUAAUUUUAGUUUUCUCUGAUUGUUAAUUUUCAUUAUUUAUUAUAUCAUUUUCGUUGGGUGUGGUUGAUAGCAACAUUUCCAUAUAUAGCACGUCUUUGAAAUGAGACAUUUCAAAAUCUGUAAUAGAGAAAAAAUAUUUCAAACUACACAGUGACAAUUCUUUGAAAGAACAAUUAACAUUUAGGCGCAAAGUGUUUUGGAGGUUGCUGGCAUGUCGUAGCCAAUUAAGAUUCAUACUUUAGGGAGGAUUUUUGUAAUGCUUUGACAUUUUUGUAUGAGUCUUUGACUCUAAGGUUGGGAGAUCAGAACUUAUUCUAUGGUUUCAGAUAAAAAGUUCCAGAAAACUUAAAGACUUUUGUGUUAAUAGUAACCAUUCUUUUUCUCUUAACUACAAAUUCAAGGGCUCUGAUACUAUAGAUAGUGCUUGCCUUUUCCUUUCUAAAUAUUAAGAAUUAGCCACAUUUUUGUUCAGACUUUUUAUUUUUGUAUAUAUUGGAUCUAAAUAUGAAGUAAUACCUUUAAUCAAAGUAUGCAAUAGUUGUAAAAUUAGUUUGUUAUUGUAAGGAUAUUCAACACUGAAAGCCUUCCUUGCCAGCUAUUUAAUUCUGAUUUUAUAAUUUUAAAUCAUAAAAGUAAAAGCAAUUGUUCACUCAUUAAAGGGAUAUACAAUGUAUAAAACUGAAACAUAAAUAGCAAUGUAAGUUUGAUCAAAUAUUUACUUAUGUGUCACAAAAGAUAGUUUGAAAUAUAAGUUUGCCGUUGUUUGCAUUUAAAUAUACAUUGUAUAUAGUUUUGUUUGUGAAAAAAGAAGAAAGCAUUUAUAUAACUAACUAUAUUUAUAAUAUGCAGCGGGUCUGUGAAUAUGUUUUCCUUUUUCAAUAAAAGUAACAUCUACAAAAUAUAAGCUUCUUUAUUGAUUUUAC
Mercenaria mercenaria is the source of this 15478-nucleotide messenger RNA. Its product is annotated as trichohyalin-like. The transcript has 52 exons. Gene Ontology annotation, molecular function: calcium ion binding. NCBI's taxonomy places the organism in Eukaryota, Metazoa, Mollusca, Bivalvia, Venerida, Veneridae. The record is from RefSeq and is a predicted model, not a curated record. Bases 112 to 7884 code for a protein of 2590 amino acids.